Messenger RNA from Salvia miltiorrhiza (redroot sage), 1152 nucleotides. RefSeq lists its product as uncharacterized. Gene Ontology annotation, biological process: regulation of translational fidelity; alanyl-tRNA aminoacylation. Gene Ontology annotation, molecular function: alanine-tRNA ligase activity; ATP binding; Ser-tRNA(Ala) deacylase activity. The record is from RefSeq and is a predicted model, not a curated record. The transcript has 8 exons. NCBI's taxonomy places the organism in Eukaryota, Viridiplantae, Streptophyta, Magnoliopsida, Lamiales, Lamiaceae. Bases 168 to 926 code for a protein of 252 amino acids.
AACUGUAGAAUGUCCUAAAUAUUUUUUGAGACAUAUUUUUCAUUUAUGAAAAACAUAUAAUAGUAAUAAAUUUAGAAGUCCAAACUCCACCCGCAAAGUGGGAGAAGAAUACAACAAAAAUAAACACACACACUGUGAGUUACAGAGCUCUUCAGAAAUUCACAGUGAUGGCAGAGAAUCUAAGCCCAACAAAACUAGAUUACUUCGAUGACAUGUUCAAACUCCAAUCCACUUCCACCCUCCUCUCUUCCUUCCUGAGUGAUGAUGGGCGGCAGACUUUGGUGCUGGAAUCCACUAUUUUCCACCCACAAGGCGGCGGCCAGCCUUCAGACAAGGGCUCCAUCUCCACCGCGCAGCUCACCUUCAUUGUUGAGGAUGUCCGAUCCAAGGAUAAGAUCGUGUAUCACUAUGGCCGGUUCUUGAAUUCCAAAGAUGAGAAUUUUGGGAAAGGCGCCCAAGUUUCCUUGAGUGUGGAUGAAGAUAGGCGUAGUCUUAAUUCGAGGCUACACUCGGCUGGGCAUCUGCUUGAUUUGUGUGUGAGAAUUGUGGGUUGGGAGCACUUGGAGCCUUCAAAAGGAUACCACUUUCCGGAUGGGCCGUAUGUAGAAUACAAAGGCGCAGUUCCUCAGAAUGAACUGCAGAGCAAGCAGAAUGAACUGCAAGAGGAAGCUAGCAGUUUGAUCACAAAAGGAGGGAAAGUGUCCGUCUCUAUUUUACCCUACGACGAAGCUUCUCAACUCUGCGGUGGAUCACUCCCCGAUUACAUACCUAAGGACAGCACGCCCCGGAUCGUGCAGCUAGGCCAAACCCUAGGAUGUCCGUGCGGAGGCACACACGUUGGAGACAUUAGUGAGAUCUCGAGUCUGAAGGUCUCUCAAAUUCGGACUAGAAAGGGAUUGACAAAAGUUUAUUACAACGUUGGAUAGUUUGUGUGAAUCCUAUGUCAAAUUGAAUUCAACCUUAAACUAGUUAUACAAGCACAAUAUAGUCGAACAUGUUAGAUUUUUUUUUUUUUUUUACUUUGUAGUUUUUUUUAUAAACUUGUUCGAGGUUUAUCUUGUUUUGAAAUUUGUGGUGGGCAUGAAUAUGUUUGGGGGAUAAAAUCAAACUCUAAUUAUUUAUUCCACGAAAUUGAUAUUUUUAAAUAGUGAA